AUGCAGGAAGCGUACGAGUCCAAGUCAAGACCCGACUCUCCGGCAGCACUCGAUUCACCCUCCAGCCAGGCGCCAGAGGGCCAGACGGAUAUCACGGAGUAUCGACAGCAGCUCCACCGCAGAUUUGGCUUGCUCCACGUUUGUGGAUUGGCGCUGGCCAGCGGCAGUACCUGGGUACCAUUUGGGGGCAGUCUCAUAACAGCCAUCUUUAAUGGAGGACCUCCUGGCGUAAUCUAUGAGCUGAUAGCAAGUUCCUUUUUCUACUGGUUUAUUGCUGCCUCACUUGCCGAACUGGCUUCAUCCAUGCCCUCGUCGGGUGGAGUGUACCACUGGGCGUCAAUAACAGCAGGACGAUAUGGGCGACCGUGCGGCUGGUUCGCCGGAUGGUGGAAUUUCCUCGCAUGGAUCUUUGGAGCAGCAUCAAUGACACAGAUCAUCAGCACGCAGUCCAUGUCGGCAUAUGCAUUGUUUCACCCGGGCUUCCACAUCGAGAGAUGGCACAUAUUCGUCACGUACACCAUAUGCUCAUGGUUUUGCUGUCUGACAGUGGCACUGGGCCACCGCGUGCUGCCGAAAAUCGAGACAUUGUCCGGAUGCGUGGUAGUCGGGGGAUUCCUGGUGACGGUCGUUGUGUGCGCAGUGAUGCCAUACGUCAAUGGUCAACCGUAUGCAGACAACGACUUCGUGUGGAGUAAGUGGCAGAACCAUGUUGGCUACAGCAGCGAUGGAUUCGUCUUCUGUCUCGGGAUGCUGAACGGUGCUUUCGCCGUCGGCGCCCCGGAUGUCACUUCGCAUAUUGCUGAAGAGGUGCUUUAUCCUAGCCGCAACGUCCCACUGGGCACCCUGAUCCAAUACAUUAUAGGCUUCACCACUGCGCUCUGCUAUGCCAUCGUUAUCCUCUAUGGCAUCAGCGACCUAGACCAGGUUCUAGCUUCACCCCUCCCCUCUCCCUUGGCCGAGAUAUACCGUCAAACAACCGGCACCCGCGGCGGCGCUCUCAGUCUCCUCAUUGUCUCCAUAAUUCCUACAUUUGGCGUUGUCAUCGGGUGCUAUCUGAUUUGUGGCCGCACACUAUGGACUCUGGCUCGCGACAACGCCACCCCGUUCAGCCAAGUCAUUCGUCGUGUCCACACCCGCCACCGGAAUCCGAUGAUAUCGACCCUCGUAUGCGGCAUGGUCUGCACUCUUCUCGGAUGCAUAUACGUCGGCAACGAUACUGCCUUCGGUGCCUUCGUCGGCAGCUACGUCGUCCUGACUACCCUCUCGUACCUUGCUGCCGUGAUGCCGCAUCUGCUCAGCGGUAGGUCAAACACGCCCCGCGGCUGGUUCUGGAUGCGUGGCGCGCUGGGAUACGUUGUCAAUGGAAUCGCUUGCGCAUAUACCGUGAUCUUCAUCGUCAUCUUCUGCUUCCCAUCUUCUGUCCCCGUUGACGCCAAUUCGAUGAACUAUACGUGCCUGAUCACGGGAGGAUUGACCGCCUUCAUUGCGGCGUUUUGGUUCUGGCGCCAGCGAGACUAUGUUGGGCCCACGAAUGUGUUGUUGGAGAGUGAGAUGCUAGAACAGUCUGCAACAUAGUGUAUCUGGCGUUUUUUCC
Molecule: messenger RNA, 1594 nt
Organism: Aspergillus campestris IBT 28561
Lineage: Eukaryota; Fungi; Ascomycota; Eurotiomycetes; Eurotiales; Aspergillaceae
Product: amino acid transporter
Exons: 4
Coding region: 1-1575 (524 amino acids)
Biological process (GO): amino acid transport; transmembrane transport
Cellular component (GO): membrane
Molecular function (GO): transmembrane transporter activity
Source: RefSeq, a predicted model, not a curated record